Messenger RNA from Caenorhabditis angaria, 1896 nucleotides. Lineage: Eukaryota; Metazoa; Nematoda; Chromadorea; Rhabditida; Rhabditidae. The record is from the annotation of a GenBank genome assembly.
AUGCGGGCCCUUUUUCUCCUAUUAAUCAAUCUAAUCUCAACAAUUUUAUGUGGAAAUGUCCUUUUUCUACCAUCCACUCUUUAUCCUGUGCAUAGUUUAACAAUGUCUCAUUUGGCAAAUGAGUUAUCGAAUCGUGGACAUCAGAUUACAUGGUUGGAAAUUGGUCCACAACAGGUUAGCUAAAACUUUUGCGCAAAAAUGACAUCUGAUUUUUCAGUCUAAAACAGUGCUUCAAAAAUCAGUGAAUCGAGAAUUCUGGCCAGCAAAAUUCAACGAUCAAACUUUGAGCGAUAUUUUCACACAUCGAAAUCACUCUCAACAUUCGAAGGUAAGCUAAGCGUUCUGAACUUCUAAUUUUUAUACAUUUUCUUGUAUAUUUCUAGCUUUGGGAUGUUGAUUUCAACAAUGAGAAUGAGCAAACAACUGGCUGGUUAGCUUCAAUUCGACUUUGUGAUUCGGUUCUUUCGAAAAGCAAGGAUAAAUUCGACAAACUUGUUCAACAAAAAUUCGACACCAUUGUCGUUGAUGAUCUUUAUAAUCCAUGUGGAAUUCUUCUAGCCGGACUUAAAAGUGAGAAUUUUGAAAAAGGCUUUUGGAAAAUUUUACACAUUCAGAGUCACCCAGAAAUUUUUUUUUUCCUUUUUCAGAAUCUGUGUACGUUUAUUGGAGUAUGACAUCAAUGCGAACCGAAUCAGCUUGGGCAAAUCAAUCUCCAUCGCCUCCAAGUUAUCUACCAGCUCCAGGAACUGGUUUGACCGAUGAUUUGAGUUUCACACAACGAAUUUAUAAUGUUGCUUCAUAUUUCAAGAAUCUUUAUAUUCAUCAACAUAUUGUUCAGCCAAGAAUUGAUGCAGUUUUCCAGGUUUGAUCUAGUUUUCUAGAAAAUAUUCUCAAUUGUUCAAUCCAAAAAAAUUACAGAAAUAUUAUCCUGGAGUUGAAUCAACUUUUAAUAUUGAGCGAAAUGCUUCAAUAAAUUUGGUGAAUAAUCCUCCAAUUUUCGAUUUUGCUCGUCCUUAUAUGCCACGUGUCAAUUUUGUUGGUGGAUUACAUUGCAAAAAAGCUGGAGAACUUUCAAAAGAAUAUUCAGAUUUUAUAGAAAAUUCUGGAAAGGGUUUUAUUCUUCUUACAACCGGGUUCACUGCUCAAUGGAAAAACGCGCCAGAAGAAAUCAAACAAAUCUACAUUUCAACAUUCAAAUCUCUUCCAAAUUUUCAAUUUAUUUGGCAAUAUAAUGGUCUAACAAUUAAUGGCCUUCCAAAAAAUGUUCUUAUCAAAUCAUGGGUUCCACAACAAGAUCUAUUAGGAAAUAGCAAAUGUUUAGCACAUGUUUCACACGGUGGUUUGAAUAGUGUUAUUGAAUCAGUUUAUCACGGUGUUCCGGUUGUUGGAUUACCAUUAACAACAAGAGCAUAUGAUAAUCUACUUCGAGUAACUGCAAGAGAUUCAGGAAUUCUUAUUGAAAAAUCAGAUUUUUCCACCGAAUCACUGAAAAAUGCGUUGGUUGAAGUUAUUGAAAAUGAGAAAUUCAAAAAGGAAAUGCUAAUUUUCCAAGACAUGGUUAUUGAUGUUCCUUAUACUGAAUUAUAUCAUGCCGCAUUUUGGGUUGAAUUUAUUGAACGACAUCAAGAGGUAAGAUUCAAAAAGUCACAAGUAUUUCAAACAAAAGUAUUCAAAUUCUAGGUUCCCCAUGCUCGAUCAGGCGCUGACAAACUCAACGUCUUCCAAUAUUUCCUUGUCGACGUCAUCGCUUUUUUCUUCUUCGUUAUUUACUGUACUAUUGCCUCUAUCUAUUUUGUCAUUCGAUCAAUCUUCCGUGCUAUUCGAUAUGUCUUUUCAUCAAUCGGAAUCGUCGCCAAAAAAUCGAACAAAGUCAGCAAAUCCAAGAAAUCCAAUUAG